AUGGACCGCCGCCGCACGCCCGGGCUGUCGUCGCUGUCGUCGACGCGGCUGCAGACGCACCACUACACGUCGCACGGGGCGACGCUGCGCUCGCGCAACGCGCAGUCGCUCGAGACGCAGCUGGCCGUGUUCCAGUCGCUGGUGCACAACUUCGCCCUCACGCACAGCAAAGACAUCCGCGCCAACCCGGCCUUCCGCGCCGAGUUCGCGCGCAUGUGCACCGCCCUCAACAUCGACUUCCUCGCCUCGUCGUACCACAAGGCCGGCGGCCCGUCCAAGGCCCUGCCCGGCGCGAAGCCCGCGAAGCCCGGCGAGAGCAUCUGGGCCUCGCUGCUGGGCGGCAGCGUCCACGACUUCUACUUCAACCUGGGCGUGACCAUUGUCGGCAUCUGCCGCGCCACCCGCAGCGAGAACGGCGGCCUGCUCUCGCUGUCCGACCUGAAGACGCAUGUCAGUCGCGGCCGCGCCAUCGGCUCGGCCAUGGACGUGUCCGACGACGACGUGGCCCAGGCCGUCAAGGCCCUCGAGCCGCUGGGCAGCUGCUUCCAGAUUGUCCACAUUGGACAUCGCAGCCUGAUACGCAGCGUGCCCAAGGAGCUGAAUACCGAUCAGAGCACCGUGCUCGAGGCCGUGCAGGUCAUGGGCUAUGUGACGGUGAGCAUGCUGCAGCUGAACCUGGCCUGGGGACGCCCGCGCGCCGUGGCCGUGGUCGAGGAUCUCAUGGCCGACAGUCUGGUGUGGGUCGACACCCAGGCCGGCGAGAACGAGUAUUGGAGCCCGGCCUUCAUCACGGGUGGGGGGGUCAAGUAG
Molecule: messenger RNA, 810 nt
Organism: Boeremia exigua
Lineage: Eukaryota; Fungi; Ascomycota; Dothideomycetes; Pleosporales; Didymellaceae
Product: vacuolar-sorting protein SNF8
Exons: 1
Coding region: 1-810 (269 amino acids)
Biological process (GO): protein transport to vacuole involved in ubiquitin-dependent protein catabolic process via the multivesicular body sorting pathway
Cellular component (GO): ESCRT II complex
Source: RefSeq, a predicted model, not a curated record